UGAAGGAAAUAGUAAGUUCCGUUCCUUCUUUAUCUGUUGAUGCUUGUUACUGAAUCUUAUGCACCGUUUCUUUGCAGCAUCAAAGAAUUUGCUAAGCAAGUGGAAAAGCGGCCCCGAAGUGCUUCAAAGAGUGGAAGAGUUUUACAACCUUGGGGCACGUAAAAGAUCCAGAAAAAACAUUCUAACAGCACGUAAAUUGGAGAAAACAUCUCUUUGGAGAUACAUAAGUAAGUACAUUUCAACUGUCCAAACGAACAAACAAACAUGCUCAAGAUAUUCGUCUUACUUUAUCAUAUGUGCAGGUGACGAAAUGUUUGAGAACGUGUUUGCUGAUAUAACUGAUGCAGACGACCUGUAUGAAGCUCUGAUGCAGGAUGCUGAAAGAAAUCAGCAGAGCCAGGAAACGGUGGGUGGAGGUUUCGAGGCAGCUAUGCGUGCUGCAGAAACGUCCAAAGCCAAGAAAGCGGGAGAGAAACGAAAAUCAACCGAGGAAAUACCUGAAAGAAGGAUGAAACAGAGAGAAGAUCCUCCUGGUAAAGGAAAAUCGAAAAGCACUGGGGGCAGCGGGAAGAAAGCAACUGAAAAGGCGACUGCUAACGUCAGCGAUGGGACGGAAAUGCCCAGAAAACUCCUUCACGACGCCAUUGCCUCGGGACCCAGAGGCAGGGGAGGUGGUCUUAUCAGUACCACUGCGAGUGCGUCGGCUGCCAUUGUUCUGGAUGAUGAUUCAGACAACAGUGAAAGGGACACGAUGCCUUUAACUAGGAGGUUACCAAGCAUUAGGACAGCCAGGGUAGAGACUGCUGAACCAGUGGAGACACGAGCUACCGAGAAUCGUGGAGAAUUUGACCCCACAACUGACAGCUACGUUGAUGCAAACGCGGUAUCAGAAGUUGCCAGGAGUGAAGCUAUGGCAAGCGGAUCUAGGACUGAGUUGGCGACAGCGGGUAACCAAGAAGUGGAGGACACUGCCCAAGGUGGGGAGAAUAUUCAGCCUAGGCUAAGGUUGAACGUCACGGGAAGUGAAAUGGAAGAAAUAUCAAUAUGGAUUCCCAAAUCUUUGACCGUCUCUUCUGCUCCCGUACUUCCGCCCGUUGGGAUUAGGAAAAUGGUCUUCCCUGAGGACGCCAAAAAAUUAGAUGCCAUGCCUCUUCCUAGUCAGUUCAACUACUCAGUGGCUCAUUGCUUUACUGCACUCCAAGGAGUACUCAGGUCUGGAGAGAAUGCCAUUGGCAGUUUGAGCAAAGAGAGGACUGAAAAGGAGAGACUAGAAGGCAUGGUAAAGGGGCUGGAAGACAACUUGGCCAAUGUCACGUCUGCACAAAAAGAUUCAGAGCAUCAACUGAUUGGGGAGAAGAACAAGAAUACUCAAAUGUCUGCUCAAAUCUCAAGAUUGGAAGAGAAAUUGAAAGAAGCAGAUGAGCAGCUCCUGCAAUCAACUGAAUCAUUGAGUGCAUUGGAAAAGAAAAUACAUGACGAUGCAUAUAAAGCCACUCAAUUCGAGUCAAGGAUCGACCAAGCAAUCAGAGAUGCUCAGUACUUCAAGGAUUGCUGGGAAGGAGUCACCAAACAACUGGAGAGUGCCGAGGCCAAAGUGAACACACUGGAAUUCCAGGUACACCACCUGGCUGACCAACUUGGUGAUGUUUCCAGAGAGAAAGACCUGUUAAACAAAGCGUUGGCAGCGCAGACAAUGAAGACAGCAGAAAAGGUUGAAAUGGCCAAGAAAAUGGAGGAAAACUACCUUAUCAAGAUAGGGGCCAUGGGAGGUGUCGGUCAAGCUGCAGAGAGGUUCAGAUUGCUAACCCAGUACAAAAAGAAUGAGCAUCCGAAAUGGGAUGUGGACUUGAUGCUCAAGAAGGCUGUGGUAGUACUUGAAAACUACCAGCCUAAUAAAAGAUGGGUUGUGAAUGAAGAAGCAAUUGGAGAACCUAACAUCGAAAAAGACCUGGCGCCUCCAGAGAGUGAUAUCCCCACUGUUGAACAACUGCCCAUUGAGGCCCGUGAAUCGCCAAUACCUGGCACUGUCACAGAAGAUGCUCCAUCUGAAGUUCCUCCGACUCCUAGGAUUGAAACUUCAACUUCUGAGCCUGAAAAUGCAGAUGAGGAUAUCCCACGUGCGAAUCCUCCCAUUACGUCGGAGGCCAUUGAGAUUGAAGCGACAACAGAGACUAUUUGAACUUGUUUGGUUUUGAAUUUUGGUGUUUUUUUUUUUUUUUUUUUUUUUUUUUUUAGUAUUUCCAAUUUCCUUUUAGUUUAAAUGCCCUAUCAUAGCAAUCUACAAUAAAUAACCUUACUCUUGGUAGCAAUUUAGAGUCGAUAGCCUUACUCUGUCCCCCAGUUUAAGUUGGACUGUUAGAACGUAACUCUAAAAGUUCAAUUGAAACUGCGAAUAAUGACGUGUAAAGAAACUAGAACUAACCAGGUGGGACGCGUGGCCUCAAUUAUUUCCAUCUGGAGAGAAUAUGGCAGGGUGAAUCUCCGAACAGAGUAACAAAAUCUUGACUGAACAAACUCCAAGAACUGAAUAGGUAUGCCAAGUGGCAGGCAAAAAUUUACAAAAAUCAACACGUGUCUCAGAACACCAUUGGUGGACUUGAUA
Messenger RNA from Tripterygium wilfordii, 2602 nucleotides. RefSeq lists its product as uncharacterized. The transcript is spliced from 2 exons. The record is from RefSeq and is a predicted model, not a curated record. NCBI's taxonomy places the organism in Eukaryota, Viridiplantae, Streptophyta, Magnoliopsida, Celastrales, Celastraceae. The coding region runs from base 59 to 2179 and encodes 706 amino acids.